This is a messenger RNA of Cataglyphis hispanica, 1753 nucleotides long. It is a transcript of the gene Fntb, whose product is annotated as protein farnesyltransferase subunit beta. Gene Ontology annotation, molecular function: protein farnesyltransferase activity. The record is from RefSeq and is a predicted model, not a curated record. NCBI's taxonomy places the organism in Eukaryota, Metazoa, Arthropoda, Insecta, Hymenoptera, Formicidae. Gene Ontology annotation, cellular component: protein farnesyltransferase complex. The coding region runs from base 280 to 1482 and encodes 400 amino acids. Gene Ontology annotation, biological process: protein farnesylation. The transcript has 7 exons.
UCGAAAGAUAUGAGAAAACAGUUGAUGUAAAAAAAAAAAUAAAUAAUUGUUAUAAAAAAGUAUUGCGAUUUGUUAUAUGUAAAGGGAAUUUGCGAGUUUCUCAGCCAAUCAGAAGUCUCGCUUACUCAGCGAAUGAUAGUUGAAGUCAUGCGGUAUCGGUCUUACAUCGCCCUAUGCAAGUGACACCAAAAUUAGAUAGGUUAUGAGUAUAACCGUAAUAUUCGUUAAUAUUAUAUAUAUAACAAUAUUUAAUAUUAUAUUAACGUAAUUUUAAACAUUAUGUCGGACUCGGAAUUAGAUCUACCCGUAGGUCGAAGUUAUGAAGAAAUAUUGAAACAGCGACAAGAUGACGAGGGAUAUAAAACAGCAACCACAAACGAGCAGGCUCGUGUCGAGGAGACAGUGCUAAAGUUUUAUCAAUCGUGCAAAGAUACGGAUCCUAUUUUACUUAGGCCAAAGCAUGUGCACUUUUUAAAAAAAUCAAUCACUCACUUAAGUGAAACCUACGAGUGCUUAGACUCCAGCAGACCAUGGCUUUGUUUUUGGAUAUUGCAUUCGCUUGCGAUAUUAGAAGAUCGCUUGGAGAAUGAGGAAUAUUCCAAGAUAGCAGGGUUUCUAGCCAAAUGUCAAUCACCGACAGGAGGUUUUGGGGGAGGUCCAGGACAAUAUCCACAUUUAGCUUCUACGUAUGCAGCAAUAAAUGCGUUAUGCACUAUUGGUACACAGGAGGCAUACAAUGUGAUAGAUAGGAAGAACUUAAAACGCUUUCUGUCUUCCUUACGCGGAGAGGAUGGUUCUUUCUGUAUGCACGAAAACGGCGAGGUAGACAUACGGGGAGCUUAUUGCGCUCUUGCCGCUGCUAAACUGACGAAUGUAUAUACACCGGACAUGUUUAAGGAUACCGCCGAAUGGAUAGCCAAGUGUCAGACGUGGGAAGGUGGUUUUGGCGGUUGUCCAGGAAUGGAGGCUCACGGUGGAUACGCUUAUUGCGCUCUGGCAGCACUCGUAAUGCUCGGGAAAACAGAGCUGUGCAAUUUACCAGAACUGUUGAGAUGGAUAGUAAAUAAACAAAUGCGUCUGGAGGGUGGUUUCCAAGGACGUACGAACAAAUUGGUGGACGGUUGCUACUCUUUCUGGCAAGGUGGAACGUUCCCAUUAAUCUCUGCUAUCUUGUCAACGGGAAAGACGUUCAAUGCUUCCGACCACUGGUUGUUCCAUCAAGAGGCCUUACAAGAAUAUAUAUUAACUUGCUGUCAAAACCCACAUGGCGGUCUUUUAGACAAGCCAGGAAAAAAUCGCGACAUAUAUCACACAUGUUAUGUUCUUAGUGGAUUAUCAGUUGCGCAAAACUCACCGAUAAAGUCGAUUAUCGGAAUGAGACAUGCAAAUAAAGUGGAAGUAAUCCAUCCUGUUUACAAUGUGGAAUACUCUGCUGCAAAAAAAGCACAAGAGUAUUUUCUUACUCUUCCAAUACCUGAUUGAUUGAGUGUCUUAGCUAUUUACAAAAAUAUAUUCACCAUAUUUGUAUGUUUUUCCUAAAAAGAAGAAAAAAAAAAAUCCCAAAGAGAAAGUGGAACAUUUGAACUGACCAAUGAUGUCUAUGUAGAAAGUUAUUUGUACAUGAAUAUCCAUAAUUUUGUGAUAAGGAAACAUACAAAAAGUCACAUUAUACCAAUGUGUAUUGUUUGACACUGAAAAUUCAAAAAGAUUGCAUCUUUUCCCUAUCCUAAUUUUAUGGUAAUAAAGUCUAUGA